This is a messenger RNA of Pestalotiopsis fici W106-1, 1578 nucleotides long. RefSeq lists its product as uncharacterized. Lineage: Eukaryota; Fungi; Ascomycota; Sordariomycetes; Amphisphaeriales; Sporocadaceae. The transcript has a single exon. Bases 1 to 1578 code for a protein of 525 amino acids. The record is from RefSeq and is a predicted model, not a curated record.
AUGUUCCCCCAGAGAAGACAGGCUCCGCAGAAGGCUGGCCCCGCGGAUCUGAGGCUCGCGGCUGUACCCGGGGAUGCAGUUCAACAUUCUCUCCGCACUAUCCCUCGGAAGCCUGUUUCUCAGCGGUAUGAUCAUGUUCAUGCGGAUUUACCUCACGAGUCGAAGUUUGAAGCCCCGUCCUGGGUUUCACACGAUUUCGUGCCUCGAGCAAUGCCUAAAGCGCCGGCUCAGGCGCCAGAGUUACGAGAGAGGGGCAAGGAAGCUGGGCAGUUGAGGUCACUUUUUUCCAGCGUUUACAACCGUAACAAGAAGGGCAAGUCGAAGCUUGACAAGGCAUCGAUAUCUGCGCCAAUCAAUAUUUACGCCCCUCCUCGCGUAUCAAACUUUCGAGCUCCGACGGGCACUAUGCCGAGAAGACCGGGCCGGACAGAUGGAUUUACAUCCGUCCCUACCAGCAGUCGGGCGCAAGCAAACCCAGUGUCAGAAGCGAAACCUCUUCCACCAGUGCCCUCUGAGUGGAAAACCUCGAACCCAGUUCGCCUGUCGCCAGCUCCACGUGAGGAUGCUGAUAUGGAAGAUCAAGCCUAUGCUCGCUGGAGCAUAGGCAACUGGUCUCUGGUGGCAGACGACGGGGACCAAGAGCCUAGAGUUGCGGAUUGGUCUUCAGAUGAGGAGGGGGAGGAAGAGGAGUAUGUCGAUGACUUGGAUUCAGCGUGUGGCGAUGAUGAACUGCGCCGAGCUUCCACUGAAGUUGUAGUCGACGGCGAUGCAAUCGAGAAUUGGCAACUAUCCAGAGGCAAUGUUUACCUAUCCUUCCCUGAGCCUGGCUUUGAGGAAAAGGAGGAGGGUAACUCGACAAAGCAGCAGCGCCGGCGGGGAAUUAUCUUCUCAUCAAGUGAGACGGUUCAACUGCCUGACGAGGCUUAUGUUGAUGACGAGGUGAAGGAAGAAGAGGAUGACGACCUUGAGGGCCCUGCUUCCAGCGAAGAGCCCUCGGUCUUUGACGCUUCUUUCCAGUCGCCUGAGCAGGAGCACUCUGUUGAUAAUGAGGACUCUAGCUCGGCACCUCACCUGCAGCUUGUUGAGAUUAAAGUUACACCGCCGACACCUACUCGCGGACGGGCUGACAGCCUUGUACACAACGAAUACCUUACCCCGGCCGAUGCCUACAAGCGCAUUGCCGAGAAAUAUCGAAAAGAAGCCAAGCGCUCCCGGGAGGAGGCGGAUCUUGUGCUUUACCACUGUAAGCCUUUGAUGCAAGCCUUUGAGAUUAUCAAAAAUGACCCCGAGUUCUCCCACCUGGACAGUUGGGAAGGCGCAUUCGAGGUGUUGGAGAUGAUACUGCAAGAGCGCAAGUACAACAAAAUUGCUCGCGAGCAGGCUCGCAGCUCAGCGAUCUGGUUUCGCGAGUUGUACGAGAAGAUGUUGAGCGAGCAGGUUCGUCUCGUAUCCAUUUACGGAACAAGCGAAGAUUUCGUGUUCACGACUCUGUCAUCAAGCGCUUCAUCAGAAGGGCAUGCAGAGAGGAGUGUGGAGCGGGAGCAUACAAGGGGAGGUGAGUAUUGGCAUUUCGACUAA